CUUUGCACCCAAAAGCUUCUUUGUCUCCGCUUCAUUAUUUCCUCGGUGAAGGCCAUGUCUGCCUCAGGCCGGCUGUAAUUCCAUUAAUCCACUGAGAGUGUAGCCUGACGCUUUUCUCUUGGGAGGGCGGUUGAACUGCUUUUGAAGAGAUGGAGACUUCAGUGUUUUUAUUUUCAUUAUCGGCCCUCGGCAUUCUUUAUGCCAUGAACACCAUUCCAGAGCUUCAAGAGCCGUACGUGAUCCUGGGGACUGGUGUUGCUGUGUUGGUCGUUGUGUUCCUGUUCUACUUCCUCAUCACUCGUCGCAACCCGCCUAAAGACGCUUUAUUCUUUGUUUUUGCUGAAUUUUCAUUUACUUGUGUCAUUGACCUGACGAGUGCCUUGGAAUAUGACGGCAUUAUAUCUGGAUUUAUGAAUUUCUACCAAAAGACAGGAGAACCCUAUCUGGGAACAGCCUAUGCCAUCAUGAUGUGCUACUGGGAUGGAAUAGCCCACUUUAUCAUGUACCUGGUGAUGAUCAGCAGGAUAACAGACAGGAAAGCGUACCGUAACCUCGGCUUGCUCUGGGCCGGCUCUUUGUGCGCCAACAUGAGCGUGUUCAUUGCCGGGAUAGUUGCAGGUAAAUACGGCUCAGAGAUCCGGCCGGCUUUCUGGCUCAACUUCCUCUUCCUAUUGAUGCCUGUGUGGGGAGCUGUCACGCUGUUCACAAGGCCCAAGGACAGGCCGCUAAUCGGCGGAUACAAUGCGCAGCACGCUCAGAGCAUGAAACUGAUUUGGCGUCCCUUGGACCUGAUCCUGGUUCUGCUUCUGUUGGCUGCCAUGGCCUUCACUGUGCUCAGAGGUUUGGUGGCCCUGGACUCUCCCCUCGAGGCCUGUUCUGUGUACCUGAAGCACUACGAACCCUACCUGAAAGAUCCCGUGGGCUUCCCCAGAGUCAUGAUGCUGCACUUUUUCUUCUAUGGACUCCCUCUGUUUGGUUCGUUUGUUUACGGUCUCCUUAAGCCCGGCUGCACGUGGAUGUCAGACUGGACGGUGUUCUGCGCUGGAGCCAUGAUUCAGUGCCAGUGGGCCCACAUUGGAGGGUCCCUCCAUCCUCGUACCACAGCUCCAUUUCAUAUCCCUCACGAUGUUUUCUGGUGUGUGCUGGCAGCUAACCUGCUCUACAUGGUCACUCCUAUCCUGGUGGCCCUGCGUGUUCAGAGUAAUCCCUAUUUCUUCCUCAAGAUCUCCCCCUUUCCCGGGCAAACAGGUUUGCCAAACAGUGAGGAGAAAGACACCAAGUAUAAAGACAAAUAAUCAUUCUUAAUCUUCAUUGACCUUUGGAGUAUAAUCAAUCAUCUGAUGAUUCGUGAAGAGCUGUUGUAUUUUAAAUGCCAUGUUUUGAAAUGCCAAAAUACAAGAUUAUUUUGCUCAACA
Messenger RNA from Hippoglossus stenolepis (Pacific halibut), 1415 nucleotides. RefSeq names its product transmembrane 6 superfamily member 2b (gene tm6sf2b). NCBI's taxonomy places the organism in Eukaryota, Metazoa, Chordata, Actinopteri, Pleuronectiformes, Pleuronectidae. The coding region runs from base 150 to 1295 and encodes 381 amino acids. Gene Ontology annotation, biological process: regulation of lipid metabolic process; lipid homeostasis. Gene Ontology annotation, cellular component: endoplasmic reticulum membrane; endoplasmic reticulum-Golgi intermediate compartment membrane. The record is from RefSeq and is a predicted model, not a curated record. The transcript is spliced from 11 exons.